Molecule: messenger RNA, 375 nt
Organism: Blepharisma stoltei
Lineage: Eukaryota; Ciliophora; Heterotrichea; Heterotrichida; Blepharismidae
Source: the annotation of a GenBank genome assembly
AUGUCAAAAGCCGUAACCAGCCCUCAAGAAAAGCCCAAAGCCAAAAUAAUUGAAAAAUACUUCCCUGGAGUCCGAGUCCAAAAAGAUAUCAGGAAAUACCAAAGCUCAACUGAACUUUUGCUAGGCAAAAAAGCCUUCAAAAAGCUCCUAUUAGACGUAUCUUUAGGUUUAACCAAAGACAGUUCUUUAAAAUGAAGCAAACUUGCAGUAGAAGCCAUGCAGCAUUCAGCCGAGGAUUUUCUCGUCGGCCUGUUUGAAGACUCCAAUCUUUGCUCCCUUCACGCCAAAAGGGUAACUUUACUCGUCAAAGAUAUGCAGCUUGCCAGAAGAAUCCGGGGGAGGUUUGAAAAACUCGUGAAUAUAGUGCAGAAAUAA